Molecule: messenger RNA, 3189 nt
Organism: Neofelis nebulosa (Clouded leopard)
Lineage: Eukaryota; Metazoa; Chordata; Mammalia; Carnivora; Felidae
Gene: PLEKHG7
Product: pleckstrin homology and RhoGEF domain containing G7
Biological process (GO): Rho protein signal transduction
Molecular function (GO): guanyl-nucleotide exchange factor activity
Source: RefSeq, a predicted model, not a curated record
AUGUGGUUGAAGAUCAAGCAGUACCUGCUUCUUGGAACCCUAGCAAGAGUCUUGAUUGAGCUGGAUGUAAAUCUACAAGACUCUAUCUUACCAGACUGGAGGGAAAAACUGCCCCCUGGCCUUGAAGAAGCAGGCUGUAGUAUGAUCUGCCUAUGGAGAGGAGAGUAUGGCAGGGAAUUAUGGGUGGCUUCUAGGACUGGAGAUCCUCAGAUCUACCAUUACAAGGAACUGAAUUCUUCUGACAACCACAUGAGAAUUCCAUAUCGAGGAUUCCUAGAUGAUGGCAAAAUAAAGACAAUUUCAGAUAUGAAACCAAAAGUCUCUAAGGAGGAGAAAGGCCAGUUCCUCAUUCAAAUUCGCCUCAAGUUCACCUGCACUCGGCCUGGAGAGUCCAUAGUUACAGGUGUGGAACCUGUUCUUCCGAGCCUUCGCCUGGCCAUUCACUCUGGAUCUGCUAACUCCCUUGUCGGGCCACACUGGGACAACGUCACCUUCGGAGAGGGCAAAGACAUACCAGAGGAAGAGUGGCACUUGAAUUCAGAAACUGAACAACCCCAGUGUGGUCCCAAGAACAGCAAGUCCAACAACGUCCCCUGGAAGCUUCUGGCAAUAGGGGCUCUUAGCUGCAUAGGAAAGAUGGAGCCACCCUGCCCAGAGGUACAGAUAAGAGGCUGUGGGGCAUCUCCUCGGUUCUCCGUGAGGAGUCUGUCAAAGAAGCACUGUGAGAACCAGGAGAAUCUUCUCCACUUUGACCAGCAAGCCCUAGACCGCAUCUCUACGUCUCCCACUUACAGGAGAUUAAGGGGCAAUGUCUGUGGAGCGUCGUCACACUGCUGCGAGCAAGAGACCUAGGAAGUGCUCACCUGGAAGGAGCCUGGAAGCCAGCAGGAGCCUGCAGGCUCUCCAUGUUACCUCUCCAAAAGUCCGCCUGGAAGCCCAAAGAAUUCUUCACAUUCUCUAUCACCCUUGAGACUCCAACCAAGAUUCCCUCCAGAUCCCCAAAGGUCCUCAACACAACUGGCUCAUUUGAACCCCUUCUCCUAUCUAUGGCCAUACCACCCUGAACACAUCCAAUCUUAUCUGAACCCCUUCCCCUGCUUCAGCCCAUCAGUGGGGGAUCUUUUCCCCAGGCCUCUCUUCCAGAGAGAGGAAGCCACUCACCACCCAGCCCUGCCACAAGGCCUCCUGGUUCUCGGAGUAGAAGGUCAGGUUAGCGAUGGUCUGUCGGCCAUUGGAUAUAGUAGAGGCAGCCCUCUUGCGAUCCAGGCCAUUGAAGACAGCCUGGACCUCAAUCCUCAAGCAAAAUAUUGCUGUUGUCAGUCGGAGGAAUGCGAUCCGUGCAUGCCAUCUUUGUUGAUUUUAACCCUCUUAACCCCAGUUGACCUAAACAUAUCGACUAAGGCUGAGGACAUUUACAAAGCCACACAGGAAAAUGCAGAUUAUCGCAGUCAAGACCUUCCUGAGGGCAGAGACCUCUUAUUUACCUUUAAUCUUUGUAAGACGAUGCCUCGGUCACUUAGUCGGUUGGCAGGCAGACUGGCAGGCGGCUUGACUUACAGUGUCACUUAUCAAUCCCUGAUUUAUUUGCGUUUUGACAGAGGACAUGACUUGAGGCCAAGCGAUGAAGGUGCAUUGCACAGGUUCUGUGAGCAUAGGCAGAGUUUUGCGGUGCUCAACUUCCCUGGACUUGAGGUGUUCCCAGGGAACAUUCCGGUGUCAGAUGUAGCUGCAGAUUACCUCUGCCACCCCCUUCUGCUACCGAAUUCAGAAUGCAAAAAGCCAAGAUGGUGUUUCUCCCAGAGAGGCACGGAGAAAGAUACAAACAGGCACAUACCUGACCUGGAGAACUGCCUGUCCUCAGUGAAAAUUACAGACUUCAGGGACUGUGAGUUCCACUGCCAUAACGAUAAAACCUGGAAUGAAAUCAUGGAAACAUAUCAGAAACUUCCUACCAAUUAAUUAGACUUGAGAAAGCAGCAAGUGGCCGUGUUGGAAGUCUUCACAGGUGAAUGCGUUGAUUUCUUGGACCAUUUUAUCAUAAUGUGCAUUGCAUUUUCUAAAAAGAUCUUCAUGAAUACAUUAAAAUAUCUACAAACUCAUGAAUAUCUUCUGGAUGUAGAUUUAUGGAGACUUUUUGCAAACCUAGAAGAGUUAAGUCAGACAAGCUUCGAUUUUGUAAACAGUGUUUUUGGCAUCAUCAAGGACUAUGCUGAGCCUUCUGAGACCUCACUACUGAUGGAUUUCAUCUCCAUGCUCACAAAGUAUUUCUGAGGCAGCCUCUGUCAGAGCCACCAGACCUACUGCCUGAAUGACUUAGUCACUGUCUUUUAUCUUGAGAGCCUGAGGCAAAGAGAUGACUUUGGAAUUUAUUUAAAGUGGUGUGAGCAAAAUGAACAGUGAGGACGGCUCCACCUGCCUGAGCUGCUGGUGGCCCCACUGGACAGGUGGGGUGACUCGACCUUGUUGCUGAAGAAUGUCUGGAAAUGGAGUAGAGACUCUAUGGAGAAAAUCAUGAUCUACAGCAUCAAGGAAAAGAUGGAAAGGUCAAUCAGGAUCCUUGAAGGAAAAGUGAAGUGGCUUGACAAUUGCCAAAAAUGUAGACAUCUACGGAAGAUUACUGUGUGGCCUCCACUAUGAGAUAGAAACAAAAAGUUUUUCCUGAAACAUAUUUUUAAAGAACACAUGGCAGAAAACAUCUUGUCACCAACCACCAGACAACUUUUCUAAGAAGGAAAAUUAACUCUUGCAGAAAGCACAAGAUUCCUAGGUGUUUAUAUGUUUCUCUUUGAUGAUUUCCUCUUAGUUGUGAAAACUAAUUGCAACAAAAAGAAACUUGAAGGUUCAGGCACUGGUUUAAUGUGUCCUUCGCUUACUGCUGAGCCGUGAACAGUAAUAAAAGAGGUUGGUUCGUGUAUGGUACUUGAUCAGCCCAUUCCACUAGACCGAUUGGUGGUCAAAAGUAUCGAUCCACUCCACAUGUCUGCGUUUGGGCUGAGAAAUGCUUUCCUUGUAUGACAUGAAAACAGAUAUCGACGGUGUGUAGCAAUGUUCUUAUUCCAAACCCAAAAAGAAAAUAUCAAAAAAACAUGGACGACACAAAUAACAGCAGCAAUAUCUUGCUUCACCAAGAACCAGGAAACCAAGAAGAUAACUUUACGUCCGUCGCCUGCAGAAUCCUCUGAAAUGUAG